Molecule: messenger RNA, 1170 nt
Organism: Trichoderma harzianum CBS 226.95
Lineage: Eukaryota; Fungi; Ascomycota; Sordariomycetes; Hypocreales; Hypocreaceae
Exons: 4
Cellular component (GO): cytoplasm
Molecular function (GO): saccharopine dehydrogenase activity
Source: RefSeq, a predicted model, not a curated record
GCGGAUCUUGAUGCUCAGAUAGCUGCUCACGACCUCGUUAUAUCUCUUCUCCCAUACGAGUAUCAUCCCGCUGUAAUCAAGUCGGCAGUGAAGGGAAAGAAAAAUGUUGUCACCACAAGUUAUGUCUCACCGGCGAUGCGAGAACUGGAGGCCCAAGUCAGAGAAGCAGGCAUUGUUGUAAUGAACGAGGUAGGAGUUGAUCCCGGAGUAGAUCAUCUCUAUGCCGUCAAAGCUAUUGAUCAAGUGCACGCAAAAGGUGGCAAGGUCAAAGAGUUUUAUUCGUAUUGUGGUGGUCUGCCAGCCCCUGAGUGCGCUGAUAACCCUCUUGGAUUCAAGUUUUCGUGGUCCCCGAAGGGGGCUAUCUUGUCACAGAGGAAUGCUGCCUCAUUUUUGUACAAAGGAGAGCAAGUUGAUAUCCCCUCAUCAGAGCUGAUGUCGAUUUCCAAGCCGUAUCAUGUCAUGGACGGAUACAGUUUUGUUGCAUAUCCGAAUCGCGAUUCUGUACCGUUUCGAAAGUUUUACCAGAUCCCAGAAGCUGAAACUGUCAUACGAGGUUCCCUAAGAUACAAGGGCAACCCGGAAUUUAUUCAGGCGCUCGCAGGCAUUGGAUGGCUUGACCCUGAAGAGAAGAUUUGGUUACGCGAAGACAUCACAUGGGCUGAAAUUCAGCAGCGGCUGGUCGGUUCUUCUGGCUCAGAUGAAAGCUCUCUAAUCGCUGGCAUCAAGAACCGCUACAAAUUUCCUACUGCAGAAGAAACCGAUCGAAUUAUUGCGGGGAUGCGGGAGUUUGGCCUUUUUUCGAAUACAGUACCCACUCUCGUGGCCAGCAAUGUUUUUGACACUCUUUGUCACCAGCUUGCGCGACUGCUCAGCUUUAAACCAGGAGAGCGUGAUCUUGUUAUACUCCAACACAAGUUCGUCGUUGAAUGGGCGGACGGAAAGCAGGAUACAAUGACGAGCACCCUAGAGCUGCUCGGUGACCCGAAAAAGUACUCUGCUAUGGCUUUAUCUGUAGGCGUUACUUGCGGCAUCGCGACCCAAUUUGUACUGGAUAAGCAUCCAGCUUUUUCCACACCAGGCAUCCAUGCCCCGUAUCAUAAGGAUGUCUGCGAUCCCCUUAGAGAAGUCCUGGAUCGUGAAGGAGUUGCAUUGGUAGAGAGGGUGCUGUAG